GGUCCUCAACAGUGGAACCUAAUAUGUGACUCAUUUGAUGACGGUAAAUGGAAGAAAAAGUCUGAACGAAAUACCCUAAACAGAAGCAAAUUGGAAACAAAUCACACAGCUGGGACUUGUUCAUUUGUCAAUGUCAUUUACAAAAAGGAACAAGAAACAAAAGUGAAGCCUAAUCCUGUUGAACUGUAUGAGGUUACCCAUACAAGAAAAAAGGAUAAACAGUUUGUGAACGACAAAUGCAAAAGUCUAUAUCUUCAAAUGCAAGAAUUAACAACCAGUGAGGCCUUAGAGGAAGGCAAUGUGGAGGGAACAAGUGUGGAUGACCGAAUGCAAGAAAUAGUCACACAAGUACUAGGGGGCCGACGAGCUGGGCACGUUAGAGGAAUGGGAUGCGGUCUUAUUCCUACCCCUUUAAGAACUUCAUCUCAAGCGUUCACCCACUUCGACAACCACGAUGAGUGUAGGAAAAGACAAGAAGAUACUCAAAGCGAGCUUCAACAGACUAGAAUUGAACUUCAUCAGUACAGAGAGAAUUUGCAAGCCAACGUUGAGGAAACGAACAAAUUAAAAGCCACUGUUGAGUUCUUAAUGUCACGUAUUGGAGGGUCUGGAGGGAGCUUGCUUGGAGGUGCAUCAAGUGAAGCCAACAAUUGAGGGAGCUUUGGAAUAACUUUAUUUAGGAUGUACUCUUUGAUAGCAUCUAUUUGUGAUAUAUUUUUUGAUACUAUGUAUUUGGAUAGUUGUUGGUACUUUCUAUUUGCUAAUGUGUAUUUGACUAUUUGUUGAU
Messenger RNA from Corylus avellana, 787 nucleotides. RefSeq lists its product as uncharacterized. NCBI's taxonomy places the organism in Eukaryota, Viridiplantae, Streptophyta, Magnoliopsida, Fagales, Betulaceae. The record is from RefSeq and is a predicted model, not a curated record.